This is a messenger RNA of Trypanosoma grayi, 897 nucleotides long. Its product is annotated as cytochrome c oxidase assembly factor. Bases 1 to 897 code for a protein of 298 amino acids. Gene Ontology annotation, biological process: mitochondrial respiratory chain complex IV assembly. The record is from RefSeq and is a predicted model, not a curated record. Lineage: Eukaryota; Euglenozoa; Kinetoplastea; Trypanosomatida; Trypanosomatidae. The transcript has a single exon.
AUGCGACUGGCGGCCCACCGCAGAGUACUCCCGCUGCGAGUAUGCGGUUCUGCCCGUCUUGUGUCCUCCAGCGAGCAAAGGCAGGAACAGCGUGGAUUCUUCUCGGUGCUGCGCCGCGGGCCACGCAGCCGUGCCGAGCUCUGGGGUCUCUGCCUCGGCUGCGCCGUGUUCCCGCUCUCUGUGUCGCUGUUGAACUGGUACGACAAGCUAAAGGAGGCUGGUGUAGUAGAAGCAGCGGAUACCGCACCGGAGUUUCAGUCCAUGCAGUCUGUCACAAUGGCGCCCAAGCAGCAGCUGGGUGGACCGUUCCGUCUGCGCGAGAGCCGCACAGGUGCCUACGUCACAGACGAAGAGCUCUUCCGCGACCGCUGGACGCUGCUGUACUUCGGCUUCUCCAAGUGCGCAGAGGUGUGCCCGACGACGCUGCGCUUCAUCGCGGACGUUCUGAAGACGUGUGACACCACUAUGACGGGCGCCGCGGCGGAGGAGGCGGCGAAACUGCAGGGCGUCUUUCUGAGUAUCGACUCUUUCCGUGACACACCGGAGGUGCUGCAGGCGUUCGUGUCGCAGUUCGACCCUCGCGUGGUGGCGCUGUGCGGCAACACGGCGGAGGUGCGGCAGGCCGCGCAGGCGUGGCGCGUGUACUACUCCUCCGUCGAAGAGACAGAGGAGGAGCGGGCGAUACGCGAGGCGAAGGGGAUCCCCGAAAUUGUGCUCGACGAGACGUACCAGUUCGACCACAGUAGUGCCAUCUACCUCGUGGGGCCAGACGGCAGGAUGAAGGACUUCUUUUUCAAGGAGAUGGGGCUGGAAGACAUGGUCAGCAGGCUGGACGUGCACUUCGCCGACAUAUACGGCUUCAAGGACACAAGGAAGCCAUUGCAGCAGGGGAAUUAG